AUGAAACCUCCAAUUAUCAUAACCGAGACUGACUCUGACGAAAAGCCCGACUCAUUUCUGGAUCUCGGUAAAUGUCCAAGCAACUGCGCCAACGGCGAGUCCUUGCAGCGCCAUCUUAGUUCCCGACAGGUGCAGAUGGUUGCCAUCGGGGGGUCCAUCGGAACCGCGCUUUUUAUCACGAUUGGUAACGGGGUGAUGCAUGGCGCCGGCAGCUUGCUCAUUGGAUUUGUUCUGCAUGCAAUCAUCAUGGCUCAGGUCAAUAACGCGUUGGCCGAGAUGACCAUCUUCAUGCCCGUGAGCGCGGCUUUUAUCCAGCACGCCAGUGCCUGGGUCGAUCAGGCUUGGGGAUUUAUGAUAGGAUGGAAUUUCUGCAUCUUCGAGGGCCUAUUGAUCCCCUUCGAGAUUACCGCGCUUAAUAUGGUUCUGACCUAUUGGCGCGACGACAUUCCUUCCGCUGCAGUGAUCUCGGUGACCAUCUUUUUAUACCUAAUAACUAACGCCUUCGCGGUAAAAUACUUUGGAGAAGCCGAAUUCUGGCUGUCCAGCGGUAAGGUUCUGCUGAUUCUGAUCCUCUAUCUCUUCACCUUCGUCACGAUGGUAGGGGGUAAUCCUCAGCGCGAUGCUUAUGGCUUUCGCAACUGGAACAAGCCGGCGCCUUUUGUGGAGCAUAUCUCUACAGGUAGUCUCGGCCGGUUCCAAGGGGUUCUUGUUGCCAUCUGGCAAGCUGCCUUUACCAUCGCCGGUCCCGAAUAUCUAGCAGCAGUGGCGGGUGAAACGAAACAACCGCGGAAGACGUUGCGAGCAGCCUUCAAAUCUGUCUACUGGCGCUUCGCGGUCUUUUUCAUCGGAGGCGCCCUUUGUGCGGGGAUUAUAUGCCCAGCAAAUGACCCGACGCUUUUAUACUCGUUGAUCUCCGGCGAGACAGGCACGGGAGCGUCUUCGCCCUUCGUUAUUGCCAUGAAGAAUAUGAAGAUCGAAGGACUGCCACAUGUUGUCAAUGCUCUUCUUGUCACUACCAUCUACUCGGCCGGCGACGCGUAUGUCUAUACCACGUCGCGCAGCCUGCUCGGCCUGGCGGAAAACGGCCACGCGCCACAAUUUUUGCGCAAAUGCACGAAAAACGGGGUACCGAUCUACGGCCUCGGGGUUGCGCUCGCCUUUGCCUGUCUGGCGUAUUUGCAGCUUGGCAGCGGGUCUACCGUCAUCUUGAGCUGGCUGACGAACCUUAUCACGGGGGGUACUCUGGUAACCUACAUCACACUCUGCGUCAACUAUCUCUUCUUCUAUCGAGCGCUGAGCCGACAGGGGUACAACCGCUCGGAGCUACCGUACUGUGGGUGGUUUCAGCCCUGGGGCACCUGGAUUGCCCUAGCUUGGUUGGUAUGUAUAGAGGUUUUCUAUGGAUACGAAAUCUUCCUGAAGGGUAGAUGGGACACCGGGUCCUUUUUCAGCCACUACACCAUGGCUUUUCUCGCCAUCGCCACUUUCUGCGGCUGGAAAUUUGGAAAUCACACUCGGUCUGUGGCCCCGGAAGAGGCAGAUCUUGUGUGGGCCCGGCCAGCCAUCGAUCACCACGAAGCCACACUAGACCAAGAGGAAGGGGAAGAUCUCUACGGUUGGCUGACCUACCAGGUAAUGUGGACUAAGCCGAUUCUGGGUGGUUAA
Aspergillus steynii IBT 23096 is the source of this 1665-nucleotide messenger RNA. Its product is annotated as AAT family amino acid transporter. Gene Ontology annotation, cellular component: membrane. The transcript has 5 exons. The record is from RefSeq and is a predicted model, not a curated record. Gene Ontology annotation, molecular function: amino acid transmembrane transporter activity. The coding region runs from base 1 to 1665 and encodes 554 amino acids. NCBI's taxonomy places the organism in Eukaryota, Fungi, Ascomycota, Eurotiomycetes, Eurotiales, Aspergillaceae. Gene Ontology annotation, biological process: amino acid transmembrane transport.